CUCAUCCUCACUUUCAGUAGGGAUUUGCCACAAUUGAGAGCCGAAUAACAAUUCAGCUUCUAUGGACUUUCAUGCCAUAUUGGUCAAUUUAUUUUUUGCUGAUUUGCACAAACUUAGCCGCAGCCACUGGCUCUGUAACUGAGCACUUUUUUCAUUUUGUAAUGUAGGUGGAAGCUUAAAAAAUGUAACCAGGUCAAACCAGGUUUGUGUAAUGUAAGAAAUAAUAUUUGUGAUUUUCAGCAAGUAUAAAAAUAUUACCAACAUGGGUCAACGCCUGAGUGAAGAGAGUGACCAAGACAAGGAAAUCGAUGUGGCGGAGCUGCAGGAAUGGUACAAAAAAUUUGUUGUGGAAUGCCCAAGUGGAACGCUGUUCAUGCACGAGUUCAAGAGUUUUUUUGGUGUUACUCAUAACAAGGAGGCUGCAGAUUACAUUGAAAACAUGUUUCGAGCAUUUGACAAAAACGGAGACAACACCAUUGAUUUCUUGGAGUAUGUGGCAGCUUUGAACUUAGUCCUUCGGGGAAAACUGGAGCAUAAACUUAAAUGGACAUUCAAAAUGUAUGACAAAGAUGGAAGCGGGUGCAUCGACAAAACAGAGCUUCUAGAAAUUGUGGAGUCUAUUUAUCGGCUGAAGAAAGCCUGCCAUGGAGAGCUGGAUGAAGAAUGUAAUCUGCUGACCCCAGACCAAGUGGUUGACCGGAUAUUUGAGCUGGUUGAUGAAAAUGGGGAUGGGGAGCUCUCACUGGAUGAGUUCAUCGAUGGAGCACGGAGGGACAAGUGGGUGAUGAAGAUGCUGCAGAUGGAUGUGAACCCCGGAGACUGGCUCAAUGAGCGACGCCGUAGUGCGGACUUCUAGGGGGAAGCACAGACCGUCAGUCUGUCAUGCACAAUCCUGAUGUGUAACUAUUCAUAUUGUGAUUUUGUGUAUAUUGCAGUUUAUAUGUAUAUAAAAUAAAACACUGAUACUGUCUGACUGCUAAUGUGCUAUAUGCUGUUGUAUCAUAUUUAGAUACAUGUCCACAUCAGUGCUGAGAUUUUCACAAUAUUUCAUUUAUUGCUGCGUAUGAUGAUGUAGGUUUUGUUUGUCUGCCCUUGCUUUAUUUUCUUAUAUGUAAUAAUAUAAGCAAAAAAAAGAGUUAUCCAAUAAACAUAUUAAUAAAUCACAAUAAAUGUGAAAUGUGAAUUUCUUAAAAUAUAAAACACCAAAUAAAUUUAGGAGACCACAGGAAGUAGCCAACUUUUAUUGAUAGGCGUUGAAUAAAAGACUUUUAAACACAAAAAUUAGUGUAUACUGUUAAAAAUUGGGUUCUAUUAAAGUAUGCUUUGCAAUUAUUCUAAUGGAAAAGUUAAAUUAUUCGUUUUGCAUAUUUAUCUGACAAACCCUCACAUUCCGAAGGUGUGAUCGUCCACAAAGUCUCGCUAUUUCUCGCGAGACGAUAUGUUACGUAGCAGCUUUUCAUACUGCUCCAAACCAACUAACCUUCUGAGAACGGUGUUAUAUACGUAAGUUAAACAGCUUUCUGCAGUUAGCAGUUUGUAAAUCAUACAAGCGACUGUACUAGCGUACAGCGUACUGUGCAAACUAGCAAACAGGUCUUCCAGCAGAAAUUGAAUGUCGAUACUUCCGUGUGUUUGUAGUGUGUGUUCAAGAUACUUAACAGCAAAUCAAAUCGCCCUGCAAGUGCUUUACCCCCGCUUGUCAAUGUCGUCCGAACCUCAUAUGUCGGCCAGCACCCACACAACUAAGGUAAACUUCAGUUUCUGGGGCUUCUCCGUCAAGACACCAGUGUUUACUGUAUUUGUUAUUCCGUCGUUAUGCUUCACGACAUUGUCUAAUGCUGCCCCCUCCUGGUUAGCCUGCAGAACACAAGUGGAGGCUGAGUUAUGUCACCGGGGACCUGUUCUCCUGCCCUGCGCAUGAAGCUCUGGCCCACUGCAUCAGUGAGGACAUCCGUAUGGGGGCAGGCAUAGCUGUGGAAUUCAGAAAGAGGUUUCAAGGGGUAACUGAGUUAAAAGAGCAAA
Molecule: messenger RNA, 2022 nt
Organism: Pelmatolapia mariae (spotted tilapia)
Lineage: Eukaryota; Metazoa; Chordata; Actinopteri; Cichliformes; Cichlidae
Gene: guca1b
Product: guanylate cyclase activator 1B
Exons: 4
Coding region: 263-856 (197 amino acids)
Biological process (GO): visual perception
Cellular component (GO): cone photoreceptor outer segment; photoreceptor inner segment
Molecular function (GO): calcium sensitive guanylate cyclase activator activity; calcium ion binding
Source: RefSeq, a predicted model, not a curated record